AUGCUCGCAAAUCUUAUUGUCGUCAUUAUACUUUCGACUGCAGUAGUCAGAGUCAUCAAAUGUCGUGAAGUAACAAUCAGUAAUGUAAUUCCUCGCCGAGAUACAGACGGAAAUAUAAUGGAUGCUCAUGAUGGUAGUGUCUUUCUGUAUGAUGGCCUUUAUUACUACUAUGGUGCAAGUUAUGGUCUAUGCAAAGAACCUCCGGGUCCAUCAGGUUGUACUGAAUGGCACCCAGGUGGAUGCGGCUUUCAACUCAAUCAUAAUGUUAGUCUCUAUACUUCGAUAGAUCUUUCUGCGUGGACAUUUCGUGGAUAUGCCUUUCAAAUGUCUUCAAUGAAGACUCAAGGAAUAAUGUUUUGCCCUCGUGUUUUACCAAAUCCUAAGACGAAGAAGUGGGUUAUGUGGUUUAAUUUUCUACCUGCUACAGGUACAGGUGUCUCUCAGUCGCAAUAUGCUGUGGCCAUAUCAGAUACACCACAAGGCCCCUUUCAACUGGUCACCGAAAAGGUUACUACUCUAGCAUGGGAAAAUACGGGUGAUUUGAAUCUUUUUCAAGAUAAUAACGGAGAUGCUUAUAUCAUUUAUACUGCGCAUAUUGAUGGUAGUAUUUACAAUCCCAACCAUUUAAUGUCUGUGGAGAAGUUGUCCGAUGAUUAUCUCAGUUCACUAGGUAAAGAGUUCAAUAGUGGAUAUUUUGGUGAGACUUUUGUCGAAGCCCCGGCAAUGUUCAAACGCAAUGGAAUCUAUUAUGCAGUAUUCGGUCAAUGUUGUUGCUACUGUGCAGAAGGAUCCUCUGUCACUGUCUAUAAUUCUUCGUCUCCUCUUGGACCUUUUGUAACAAUGAAUAAUCUAGGCAAUGAAGGUCAUGCUCAACAGUACAACAUUCUACAGUUUAAAACUACUGGAGAUGAAAGUUAUAGUUACUUGUGGCAAGGCAAUAGAUGGCAAAGUUCACCAGAUGGUGCCAAAGGACAUGAUUUUGUCUACUGGUCGCCUCUAUAUUUCGAUCAGAAUGGCAAUGCGAAGUAUAUGAACUAUACUGCUAACUUUACCAUUGAUGUAAUUGCCGAUAUUCAUUAA
Rotaria sp. Silwood2 is the source of this 1080-nucleotide messenger RNA. Lineage: Eukaryota; Metazoa; Rotifera; Eurotatoria; Philodinida; Philodinidae. The record is from the annotation of a GenBank genome assembly.